This is a messenger RNA of Xyrichtys novacula (pearly razorfish), 7218 nucleotides long. NCBI's taxonomy places the organism in Eukaryota, Metazoa, Chordata, Actinopteri, Labriformes, Labridae. The record is from the annotation of a GenBank genome assembly.
AGUUAUUUGAAAUCACAGUCUAUGGUUCAUAUCAUCAUCUUUACGUCAGAUUUUGAUUACGCCAUUACGGCAAGUCGGUCUGCGCUCAUUUGCGUCACCCUCCUCAUCAUCGAUGCCAUCAUCUAAUGGGAGGAGCGCACACAGAGCUGGAGCACUCAGGGCCGCAUCGCCCCGCUGCAGAUGAAGUAUGACAGGCGACAGCGAAACAAAGCCAGGUGACCAAGCAAAAAAUGAGCGCAAUAACCGGCAGCCGUUUCUCAUCGGCGUGGCUGGAGGGACAGCGAGUGGCAAGGUUCAUAUUUCUAUUAUUGCUGGUAUCGUGUUUGUGUUGAAGUAGACCUGAUUGUAGGUUUGCCAACCAACGCCGGGCACUGAGGUGGUAUGAUUCAAUAUGAUAUAAAAAAAAAAAAAGAGAGAGAGAGACGGCUUGCCUUUUUUCUUUUUAAAUAGUCUGAGAUUAUUUAUUUUCCUGUAGGGUCUAUCUCUGUUUCAUUGUGUUUUUCUAAGAUGAUUGUAUACCUACAGGUAAAGACAGGAUAUCAUGCCCUACUCAAACGUUCCUGUUUUGAUGAAGCAAAUUAAAAUCAGACUGAUGCCUUUUCAGGACGCUGUAAUGUUGCACAGAGGGCUAACUAAGUGGAUACAAAUGGUGUCAAAAGUAGUCUGAGGAAAAUUUCAGAUGAUUAGCAUCAGCUGCGCAGCCUCUACCAGGUACAAGCUCAUGAGAAAUAGUCAAAACCAAGUGAAUCAUACAAUUUGUAGACAUUACAGACCACUGAACCCCGUAACCUUUUUAUCCUACAUUUGUUUCUGUGACGUGGUGCUGUCUGCGGGGCAUUUACCUGACUGUGAUCAUUUCAGAUGCAGUGUGAGGAUUUUUUUGUGUUUCGAUAUUGUUGUUUGUGAUAUAUCUGUUCUCGGACUACUUUUCCAUGUCUCAUGUCUGUUUGUGUGCUUCUGUCUCUCUGGAUGAUAAUUUUGCAGGCCUGCUCAUUGGCAUGACAACGAUGUCCUCAGUCGCUAAAUAUUUGCAUUAUCAUCCUCUAAUGCGGCUCGCAUUGAGAGAUCAGAGGAGGUUGCACUUGUUAAAGAUAGUGUUGCAAUGUUGCUGUGAAUCAUAGAUAAUACACCCCAAUGCUAAAUAAAAGCAUGUAUUCUUGUUUCUGUUUUUUUAAGGAUUACUGAAGUGUUAUCGAUAUAGUGAAGUGAAUUAAACAGCCCUGCCUAGACUGUAGAGAGUGAUGUUUUAAAACCUGUGAGAAAGUUUACUGCCUUUGUAUCCUGUUCCUUGAUUGAAGUUAUAUAGGUGGCAUGAAGGUGAUUAUAUCAAGAGCUUGGGUUGUGGUUUCACAGUCAGCUGUCUGUGGCUUUCACUUCCUGCUAUUAUGGCCCAUGUUUCCUACAGCAACUGUUCCAAAAGCCACCUGUCUUCCCACACGUUAACUGAAUAGUGGGUGAACUCCAGUCUUUUGUUUGUGUGUAAGACUCCUGCUUAUUUGUCUACCAGGUGUACAAAUGAAAUAAAGACUCCAGGUUUGUAGCUUCUAAAUCAGUUAAUAAUGAAAGAUUAAGUUUUCAUUUCAUCAUUCAGUCCAAGAAGAAAAUCAAAUCAAAUGGUAUAUUUUUUCCUCAUACCUUUUCUUUUGUUUUGUUGCUCCUGUUUAUCUAGUCCUCAGUAUGCAGCAAGAUCAUGGAGCUGCUGGGGCAGAAUGAAAUCGACCACCACCAGCGGCAAGUGGCCAUCCUCAGCCAAGACAGCUUUUACAGGGUUCUCACCCCCGAGCAGAAGGGGAAGGCGCUUAAAGGGCAAUUUAAUUUUGACCACCCAGGUACAUCUGUGAUAAAUGAUUUAAAGUCUGAAACAUUCAAAACAGCUGUGUGUCCCAUUCAGGGAAAUGGUUGACUCAUUUUUUGGAGGUUUUUGUCCAGAUCUUAUCCUAUCAAAUACCAAAUCUGUUGUCCAACUUUAAAUGUUCUUCUCAAUUUGAAAUUAGCAUUUUCAUCUGCAUAUGAUAUUUUCGCCCACCACACUGUUAUGUCAUUUUCAAACCAAGUGCAAAUAAAAUCAUUCGUGUAAGUGAAUUAAAUGUAAAGUCAAUGCAAUGAUGCAAUUAGACACGCAUUCUACUCAGGUGACACUAAUAACAGAAUUACGCUCCGUGAAUUGAGCAGACUAUUUGAAAAGUACGAAACUAAUUAAGCAAGUAUUUACACAAUAUUCCCAUGGCCAGACAUUUAUCUAUAUAUCUGGACAUGCGAAUGUUGUGUAUUUACCAGCUUAAUUAGUUUUUACUACACAAAUAGUCUGCUCAAUUUGCAUCGCUUGUGUGAAAUGGUAUGAUUUGCAUGACUUAAGUGAAUAGUGAAUAGAUGAUUUUAUUCAGGCUUGGUGUGAACACAACAUUACUCAGCCAGUCCUAAAAACAGAGCCCAUUCCAUGCACCAGUGUGUGGUUGCUUCAUGACGGUUUUCUUCAGUUUGGUUGAUGUUUUUUUUCAGUCAGCUCCUCGUGUGUUAUAGCAUCCUCUGCAGGUUUCUGUGUGAUUUUUCCGUUAUGUUGUUGACAGGUCAACCAUUACCAUAAAUGUGAAGUUUUGUGGUCUCCAAUUAUAUGAAUACUCUGCAUGUUGUGUAAAUAAUGCUAUCAGAAAGUAUUUACCAUAUUUUCCGGGCUAUAAGUCCCUUUGGAGUAUAAGUUGCACCAGACAAAAAGUGCAUAAUGAAGAAGAAAACACAUAUACCGGUAUAAGUUGCAUUUUUGGGGGAAAAUUUACCUUACAAAAUCCAAGACCAAGAACAGACAUUUCAUCUAGAAAGGCAAGUUAUGAUAAUAAUAAUAGAAUAGAGAACAACAGGCUGGAUAGGUGUACGGUAUGCUAACAUAACACAUUGAUGGUUAUUCAGCUACAUGAAGCAUAAACAACAAACUCAACAGGUGUCUGGUAUGUUAAUGUAACAUAUUAAUAGUUAUUCAGAUAACUAUAGCAUAAAGAACAUAACAAAACAAGUUUACCAAACUCUUGAUAUGAGUUAAUGUUCAUUUUACAUUUUCAGUGGUACAGAAGUAGCAGAUACUGGUACACCAGUGUCCUCUAGUGGCUGUCAGAGUAAAAAUAACAAAUGUGAAAUUAUACAUUUUAAUAUAAGUCAACAAACAUGUAAAAAUAUAUAAGUCACAAACCUUGUCAAAACUAUGAAAAAAGUAUGACUUAUAGUCCAGAAAAUACGGUACAUGCCAUCACCAUUAUACAAUCAAAUUCAACUUUAUUAAUGUACCAGACUUCUCCCAAAUUUGAUAUAAUGGUCUUGUGAUUAGCCAGAGAGCUGGGUAAUGAUAACAAGCUGAUUCAAAAGUCUGAGUGGUAUUUCAUGAUGCCAGAGAUUUUGUGUUUACUAAUUAGUACUCUUCUCUCUGUACAGAUGCAUUUGACAACGACCUUAUAAUUGCAACUUUGUGGGACAUCAAGGAAGGGAAGACGGUCCACAUCCCAGUGUAUGACUUUGUGUCCCAUUCCAGGUGAGUGAGUCUCAGUUUGCUGAUAGACUACAAAAAAAAAACUCAGAUGUAUUAAAAUGUGAUAUUAGUAUUUACUUUCAAGGCAGACCAUGUCCACUUUGGUUGAAUUCAGCACUUAUUGCUCAGUGAAUUAAAACCAGUAGCUUGCUUUAAAUGAAGGAUGUGUAUUUUGAAAUGCGAUGUCUUUUACUCUUGCAGGAAAGAGGAGACAGUGAUGGUGUACCCGGCUGACGUGGUGCUGUUUGAGGGCAUCCUGAUGUUUUAUUCUCAGGAAAUUCGAGAUCUUUUCCAAAUGAAGCUGUUUGUGGACACAGAUGCAGAUACACGUCUAUCACGAAGAGGUGGGAUGGAUAAACACAUCACUGUGAAAGAGUCAUUAUCACUCAGUCUCUUUGAUCGCUUGGAACUGGAUUAUAGCAUUGAUGCAACUUGCAUGUGAAGUGAAUGUGAAGCUCAUUGCAGCAGUUCAUAGAAGGCAGAGGAGAAAAGCCAGACUGGCUCUGUGAAACCUGCUUGAUUAAACUUCCUCACCUGACUAGAAUAUAUUAUUGAGUUAAUAACUUCUCCAAAAACACUGACUACAAUAACAUACAUUGGAGUUUUGAAGGUUUUUUUUUUUAUCUGAGAAUGUAUUAGCAGCUAACAGAAAUGUUUCCGAUUAAUUUGUUUCAUAUUUACUGAAGACUCUUAGCUGAACUAUUGGUAUUCCUUUCAUCCCAAUGUUUCCCUUGUCUCAUUUCCCUUCAGUACUGCGUGAUAUAAGCGAACGUGGACGUGACUUGGAGAGUGUCCUAGCACAGUACAUAACUUUUGUCAAGCCUGCUUUCGAGGAGUUCUGUCUACCUGUAAGUGCCAUCCUGUGUUUUCUCUUAUAUCCGAUCUGCUUUGUAUGUCUCAUGAUCAAGAUGUUUUUCCUUUUCUUCAACUUUGUUCAGACCAAGAAAUAUGCUGAUGUUAUCAUUCCCAGAGGAGCUGACAACCUUGGUGAGUUGUUUGGUACUAUUAUGGUUCUUAGAUUCAAGAACAUUAGAUGUGAUGUUAAAAAAGUGGAGAUCAAAGGUUUGAGGCUGUAGUCCAAACAGGCUCAUCCUGAAGGACACAGCUGUGUUUACUGUAGUCCUUAGAGCUGGAAGUUAUGGUUUCAAACCUGAGGAAGCAACUCUUAUGCCUUAACCUCCUAAGACCCGAACUCUUGCAAGGCAUGCAUUUUUAUUUUCUCUUUGAUAUUUAGGCUAAUUGAGACCUGAUGAGUGUAAAAACAAAGAAUGAUCUUUUUACAUGAUGUAGUUUCUGAGAAAAAUGAUGUCCACAUAUGAGGACAUUCGUUUUGAAUUUUGAGAGAAGGCCCUUGUGAACAAAAUUUAAUAUUGUGGUCUUGACAACCAAAAAUGUGAUGUCCACACAUGUGGACGCCAGGUCUUAGGAGGUUAAAAGUAAUGUACCUUUGUCUGUUUGUUGAAAAAAAAAAAAUACAAAGCCCUUUUAAAAUAAACUACUGUUCAUACCGUAUUUUUCGCACUAUAAGGAGCAGCCGAAAUCAUUUUGGCUUGUCGGAGCACUGCAGCUACCGUAACCUCGUGGUGUUAUUGACUCUUUUGUUUGGCUUAAUGCCCUUUAUAAUCUGGUGCGCUUUAUAAUCCGGUGUGUCUUAUGUAUGAAAAUAGAUGCGAAUAGACAUGUUAAUUGAUGGUGCCCCUUAUAGUGCAAAAAAUACGGUACUUGAAAUAUCUUAAAACAGGCUACUACACCAUCCAAAUAAAAAGAAACACAUUACAUACCCAAGGUACCUUUCAACAGACUGUCAGUCUAGCUCAGAUUUAAUCCUUCAUUCCCCAGUUUAAUGUUAAAACAUGCUGCCACCAUGCUCACAAUCCUUUCCCACAGCACCAUUGUCGUCAUCUAAGUUGAUCACAUUGACACUCUAAAAAUGGCUAACCUGCAUAAAACACAUUAUACAGCACUGGCCCGUGGGAAUGGUAUCAGUUUUGCAGGCAUUUGUCCUAGCACAGAGGAUAGAGAGAUUUUGAGUAGUAAUUCAUCUAUUAAGAGAGUCAUAUAAAUAAAAUUAGAUUUUAAAACUAAGAGUUAUGCUUUACCAUUAAGCACAGACAAGGGGGAGGGGAGCUUUUUGCCAGUUGGCCCGGCUGCAGCCUGAAUGAGACCUCUUUGCCAUUUUUCUGCUGUAGAUUCACUGGAUGUUGAUCAGACUCAGUGUUUCCAAUAUGGCUACCAUCUUUGGGGAUCACAAUGUCUCUUCCAAAAACCUGCCAGUAACUUUAUUCAGAGGAUACUAAUAUUUUAAACAUAGCCUGGAUCUAAUGCUUCUGCAUACCAAGUUAAGAUGGCAAAAUACAUAAGGGUUUCCUUUUCACUUCAGCAAAUCCAAAUGUGCUAAGAAAACUGCAGUUUGUGACAUGGACACAGAGGCUAACAUUCAUAAGCAGCUCUGUCCCUGUAGACUACCAUGUUUAAAGUUUUAAAGUAGUGCAAACACUGACCACAGAUUGUUUUUGUCUCUCAUUACAGUUGCCAUAAAUCUGAUAGUUCAACACAUCCAGGAUAUUCUAAAUGGUGGUCUGACCAAACGGCUGAACGGCUGGUUCAACAGCUAUGGAGCAACCAAAAAGCAGCAGACCAUGGAGUCCAGCAGUCGGCCCCACUGAGCUCAGGUUCUCCCAGAUAAACGAAAGCAGGGCUCAUCUGCAUACGUUGAAAGAAAUUUAUAGUUUACAGAGGCAGUAGUCCUUGCAAGGUUGGAAAAAGGACUUUCUUUUGAUAUGAUUCUGCUGAGACUGAGGAAAUAAACCCAGGGUGAAGAUGUUCUUUCUGUGAAGACAGUUGAAAGCAGCUGGAUGUUUUUCUUUCUGGCCUGAAGAGGUUUUAGGGAGAGAAUCCGAAGGGGCUAACUUGUUUAAUUUAAACUACUGCUUGCCUUUAUCAACAGUGAAACUAGCUUAAGAAGUCUUGAAAAUAUCCAAACACUUGACAGCCUUUAACUAUACAAUACCUGCUGUGUAGCAACAUGCUGUUUGAUGAUGGGCCCUUGGCCUGUCUCACCACAGUUAAAUGUGUGCUGUGCAACCUGACUGAGUUCCUUAACCAAUGCAACAAGACAUCUUUAUUUCAAGCUGUGAAAAGCUUUUGUUGAGUUAUACAAACAGAGCUCUGCUCUGAUAGAGGUUUUUGUAUUUGUUUUUGUCAUGCUGCUCUAAGCUGCACACGCUUUGUCUUCUUGUGUUAAUCAAACAGUAUUUUUCGAAGAAAAAAGAAGAAAAAAUAAUAAGGCAACCGAUCCUCACCUCAAAUCAUGUGAUGUAUGACAUCAUCACCAAAGAGUCAUCUGUGACAUUUUAGGACAAAAAUGUGUUUAGUCAAAUUUUCAUUUCCAUGUGGAGCAGAUGUUACUGUAAUGCUGUUGGUAGCAUCAAGAGUUGCUUGUGUUGUUAUUGAACUGAUCACAAAGUAUUAACUCUGUCUUCAGAAUCCCAUAAACUUGAAACCUCAGAUGUGCACACGUAUGCAAGAUUCAUUUACCUGAAGGAAAACUGCACACUGACAGUCAUGUGAAUAAAUGCAAUGACCUGUAAAAUGCCAUGAAGUCUUGGAUACAUAAUGUAUUUGUGUUCUGUAAUUGAUUCUUGUAUGCAGUUUUCUUAUGAUAAAGUUCUCAGGUACUCUAUGAAUGCAGGAGUCAAACUAAA